Molecule: messenger RNA, 1700 nt
Organism: Plectropomus leopardus (leopard coralgrouper)
Lineage: Eukaryota; Metazoa; Chordata; Actinopteri; Perciformes; Serranidae
Gene: ccnp
Product: cyclin P
Source: RefSeq, a predicted model, not a curated record
AUUGGCGGCUGCUCCUGCGGCAUGGCUGCUCUCUGUGCUCCAGGCCACCGCCGACACCUGUGGAUAAGUAGCUGCAGCGGCCCGGUACAGGGACACUGUCUCCGGCUGUGACCAUGGCCAGGACUGGUUUCUGCGAAUCCAAGCCCCUGCUGGACUUACACAAGAAGGCGGAUGAGAGGCGAGCCCCGUUAAGAACUCGGUUGAAUGCCUGUGGACCUAUAGAUUGCUGGCGGCCUGCAGAAGUAGAUGAGUCCAGAAUGGCUCCUGUGAAAAUGGAGCCAGAACGCAGAUGGGAGAGGAGGUUAUCGACGCAAACAAGUGAAGGCAUCCUCAUGGGGUUCCAUGAAGACAGUCAAACACGCUCAGCUGCAGAUGGGUGUUUGGAGGAGCCUGUGCUUCGUUACGCUCAUGGGCUGCAGGGUCUUCACAGCCUACAGGCACUGGUGCCCAGCUUGCUGCGCCAUGAAGUGGAGACGGCUCUGGAGAAACUGGACCUCAUAUGGGACCGGACGUACGCCUGGGACAUGUUCUUGGAUAUGAUGAGAACUCAAACAAGACAGUCUUUUCCCAAUGCCGACCUGCCCCGGCACUUCACUGAUGCCACCCGCUCUGUCCUGGUAGACUGGCUUAUUCAAGUACAUGAAAUUAUGAAUUUUCAGGAAGAGACCCUUUAUCUGGCCAUACAUCUCCUCAACCGAUCCCUGCGUCAGAUCAAGGUGACCACAGUCAACCUGCAGCUCCUCGGCAUGGUUUGUCUUUUCCUUGCUGCAAAGAAGGAAGAGUGUCUCCUACCUGAGGUCUCCUCACUUUGCUACUUGAUGGACCACGCCUACACUAAACAUCAGGUGCUGCGAAUGGAGCGCAAAGUCCUCCAAGGGCUGAAUUUCGAUUUGUCCUACUGUCCCCCUUUGCAUUUUCUCCUCCUCCUCGCCUCCAUUGCACGCUGCAGUGCUAAGGUGGUGUGGAUGGCUCGUUAUCUGCUGGAGCUGUCUCUCCUGGAGAGCCAAUGUGUGGUGUUCCUGCCUGUGCAGCUUGCAGGAGCUGCUCUCUGCUUGUCCCGCCAAGUUCUGCAGGAGCCCCCGACACCAGAGGGGGAGGCUGCCUGGUGUCUGGCCUCCAGCAUCCAUGUCGGCAGUGAGCCUGCCCUGCUGAGGAUCAUGCACAUCCUGGCCGGUGCAGCAGCCAGGGCCCACACCCCAGAGACCUGGGCUACUUUUAUUAAAUUCUCCUCCCCAGAGGCCAUGCAUGUGAGCAGACACCCAGGUCUAAAGAACGCUGCUGCUCUGCUGGGUCUUUGCACUUGACAUUCCUGAUUCCCAGAAACUUGAUCAUAUGCUAAAGUUUCAAGGUAUAGAUGCUUGACCAGUAUAACUUGAGGACUUGCCCUGGUCUAAGCGCCUGACCAGGGCUGUAUAUUCUUUGCUGUGGAUCCUGAAGAGUUUCCAUGCAAAUGUGUGAGGAAGAAGUAUGAAUGACUUGAUGCCAAACAUUGUUUGACAAAGGACUGUAUGCACUUUGCGUGUCUGUAAUUUAGCUAAGCCUGUGGCACACCUGUUUUAUGAUCUUAUCUUGCAGCCAAUUUAGAAAAAUAUUAGAAUUGUAUUGAUGUGUCCUUGUCUUGUCAUUUUGCGAAGAGGAUGUGGGCUGUGUCAAUUAUUUUGAAAGUUUUAAUGUUAAAAUAAAGAAUCUGCUGCAAAGUU